CAUACCUAUUAGAGCUUCGGUUGAUGUGUGGCAUUAAAAGCCAUGUGAUGUUCAGUCCUUGGAAUCGAACACAGACAAUGUAGCUGCUCUGUGAGGCUUCAAGUAAGAAAACUUUGCACUGAAAUUCUUCAGAUUAUUUUGCAGGUGGUACCUGAACUUUGCUAAAUUUCUCUGUGAAAUUCUUCAAACGCAUGGGGAGAAAUACAUUUAAAAUAUUACAAAAGUAAAAGCUAUUUCUUUCUAGUUAGAAUUACUUUAUGUAAUCGGUGUUAAUUUGAACAGUCUCAGGUGGUCAGUGGCAUUUUAAGACUCCUUCCUCCCAGCAUACCUCUUUGGAAGACCAUCCUAAGACAGCUUUUUAGCUUGUUUGUCUAGGUAGUCUUCAGCAGUAAAUCCUGAUGGCUCUAUUUGCUAAUUCUCUUUUUCUCCUCCUCCCCCACCCCAAUGCCUUUGUCAGAUUUGCUGUAACUAUUGGCUACUGGAAGGACCCUUACAUCCAAUAUUUUGUGAGACAGGCAAAAGAGAGGAAAGCACCUGAAAUUAACAGAGGAUACUACGCUCGUGUGCACGGAGUGGGUCAGCUACUUAAAACUUUUUUAAAGGAGACAGAAUGCAACUGUCAAAUCAUAAAUCUUGGUGCCGGUAUGGAUACCAUGUUCUGGAGAUUAAAGGAUGAAAAUCUUCUCCCUAAAAAAUAUUUUGAAGUGGAUUUUCCGAUGAUAGUUGCAAGAAAAAUAUAUACCAUCAAAUCAAAACCUCCCUUGUCAAAACCAAUUAUGGAGUCCCAUUCUGGGGAGUCUUUUCUAAUAGAUGCUCACAGCCUCGAUUCCAACCGAUAUUCUAUACUUGCAGCAGAUCUUCGAGACACAGCAGAGCUAGAGAAAAAACUGAAGACAUUUAACAUGGACACACAAUUGCCUACGCUCCUGAUCGCAGAGUGUGUGCUGGUUUAUAUGACCCCUCCGCAGUCUGCAAGUCUUCUGAAGUGGGCAGCAAACACUUUCCAGGCUGCGAUGUUUAUUAACUAUGAGCAGGUGAACAUGGCUGAUCGAUUCGGGCAGAUCAUGAUUGAGAACUUGCAGAGAAGGCAGUGCAGCCUGGCUGGAGUGGAAGCUUGCAAAUCCUUAGACUCUCAGCGGGAGCGGUUGCUGUUAAAUGGCUGGGAAACUGCCAAUGCCUUCGAUAUGAUGAAAGUCUACAGCUGCUUGCCCCAGGCUGAUGUCAGAAGAAUAGAGGGACUCGAAUUCCUCGACGAAAAGGAACUCCUUGAGCAACUCAUGCAACAUUACUGCAUCUGCUGGGCUACGAAAGAUCGCUGUAACCUGGGUCUUUCAAGCAUCACGUUUUAAAGUGUUCGAUUCAAAGAUGCCGUGGGGACAGCCACCAAAAUUGCCACCUCCCGCUGGAGGGGGAGCUCACCCAACGGAUGGGACUCUGCAUGCGAGGGCUUCUCGUGGCGAUGCCGGUGAAAAGCGAGUGACCAGUGCAGUGUUGCUGAUGCUGUCCCUUUCCUGUUGGCUUGUGAUUCGUUUCCUAAACCUCUGCUGCCUCUGAGCAAUCGUUCCGCCGUGAGGCUCCUUUCCCUUUUCAGGGACUUGGUGUGUGACUGUUCUGGAUGUCAAGAACUCCUGUUUGAAACACCCACUCCCUUUGUUUAAAGGGGAGAACGCUGUGUCCUUGAUCGUUUUACUCAUCCCCUGUGUCUCGCCGGGUGUCUGUGAAGUGCGUUUGUGACGGAAAGAUGUGUAAGCUGUGCAGUGGGCUGCGUCAGUGGAUCUUGCGUUGCAUUCACAGCUGAUCAUGGAAGAGGUUUUUUUCUUCUCGGAAGGUUUAUUUAUUUUUGUGGACAGGCACCCUCCGGGCCUUCUGCAGGUUCAGACGGCAGCUAAGUGGCUGCCAUUUCACUUGGUUUCUCACUGACUUUUGCUCAGCUGAGUCCAGGAAGCCUGGCUGUG
Messenger RNA from Pelodiscus sinensis (Chinese soft-shelled turtle), 1955 nucleotides. NCBI's taxonomy places the organism in Eukaryota, Metazoa, Chordata, Testudines, Trionychidae. The record is from RefSeq and is a predicted model, not a curated record.